AGCAUGGCAGUGGUGGCGCGGUUCUUGUUGGCGGUUGGGCGGCGGGGCCGGGGCCGGGGCCGGGCCUUGCGUUUGCCCGCGGCGGCGGCCGCUCCGUACUGCACCGUAGCCCCGCAGCGGGAGCGGCGGCAGCCGCCGCCUGCCGACAUGAGGAGCUACCUGUGGUCGCGCUACAAGGAGGCCAAGCGGGUCACCAAGGAAUUAGUUCCUUCAAUUAUGAGUAACAUGCUGAACCCGGAUGCUAUUUUUUCAAACAAUGAAAUGAGCCUGUCAGACAUUGAAAUCUAUGGCUUUGAUUAUGACUACACAUUGGUCUUUUAUUCUAAACAUCUGCACACACUGAUCUUCAAUGCUGCGCGAGAUCUUCUUAUUAAUGAGCAUAGGUAUCCUGCAGAAAUAAGGAAGUAUGAUUAUGAUCCGAAUUUUGCAAUAAGAGGGCUUCAUUAUGAUGUGCACCGGGCGUUAUUAAUGAAGAUCGAUGCUUUUCAUUAUAUUCAGCUAGGAACAGUUUACAGAGGCCUCAGUGUUGUCCCAGAUGAAGAAGUCAUUGCAAUGUAUGAUGGUUCCCAUGUUCCCUUGGAACAAAUGAGCGACUUUUAUGGAAAGAGCUCACAAGGAAAUACAAUGAAGCAAUUCAUGGAUAUAUUUUCCUUGCCAGAGAUGACACUCCUUUCCUGUGUGAAUGAAUAUUUUCUGAAAAACAACAUAGACUAUGAGCCUGUUCAUCUGUACAAAGAUGUCAAGGAUUCAAUCAGGGAUGUGCACAUCAAAGGAAUAAUGUAUAGAGCAAUUGAAGCAGAUAUUGAGAAAUACAUCUGUUACGCUGAACAAACUCGUGCAGUGUUAGCUAAGCUGGCUGAUCAUGGCAAGAAGAUGUUUCUUAUCACGAACAGUCCCAGCAGCUUCGUGGACAAAGGCAUGAGGUUCAUAGUUGGCAAGGACUGGAGGGAUCUCUUUGAUGUGGUCAUUGUACAGGCUGAUAAGCCAAACUUCUUCAAUGAUAAACGAAGACCUUUUCGGAAGGUGAAUGAAAGGGGAGUGUUGCUUUGGGACAAAAUCCACAAACUGCAGAAAGGCCAGAUCUACAAACAGGGCAACUUGUACGAAUUUCUGAAGCUGACUGGUUGGAGGGGCUCUAAGGUGCUCUACUUCGGUGAUCACAUCUACAGUGACUUGGCAGAUUUGACCCUGAAGCACGGUUGGCGCACUGGUGCGAUUAUCCCAGAGUUACGAUCAGAGAUUAAAAUCAUGAACACAGAGAAGUACAUUCAAACCAUGACCUGGCUACAAACUCUAACGGGAUUACUGGAACACAUGCAGGUUCACCGUGAUCCUGAUUCACAAAUGAUUUUAGAAGAGUGGAAGAAGGAAAGAAAGGAGAUGAGGGAAAUGAACAGGAAUUUCUUCAACGCACAAUUUGGAAGCUUAUUCAGAACGGAUGAGAAUCCCACUUACUUCCUCAGACGUCUCUCUAGAUUUGCAGAUAUCUACAUGGCAUCCCUGAGUUGUCUCUUGAACUAUGAGCCCGAUUACACGUUUUAUCCAAGAAGGACUCCUUUGCAGCAUGAACUUCCUGGCUGGUCAGACCAGCUGUGCACCGGUACAUUCAGAAUACCCUUCCUGCAAGAAACAGUUCAGGUCAAAUAAGCACUUGCCUUGUUCUCUCUAAAAUGAGCUAAUUUGUCUUUUUUUUUUUUUUGGAAUAUAGAUGCAUUUUAAGUCGCUUAAAUCAAUUACCUUGAUUUAGAUGUAAUUCAUACUUGUUCUCAUAAGCGUAGUACUUAUUUUCUCCCCUCCUGCUCAGAGAUGUGAAACCUGUUCUUACACACAGAGGAUAUGCUGGACUGCUGAAAUAGUUGUGGGUUGGGAGGGAGGAAAGGCUGACAUUCAAGGGCGGUUGCCUGUGUUUAUUGAUCUGAAACUUGGAUUUACAGCCACGUGAUUCACAGAGAGAGCUGUGCUGUCCCUUCAGAACUCUAGCUGCAGCCUGCAAUAGCUCUUGGCACUCAGAAGCUUGAAGCCAGUAUUAGUGAUGCAGUGAUAUGCAGCCGGUUUACGGUGACAUUUAGAGAGAUGGUGUAAGCUUUUUAACUUUGUGUUGCAGUAGCUGGCAUGUUAUCUGUACUGAAGUAACUGGUAUAGUAUGUGUGUGCGUCUCUGCUGCAUUGUGAUGGCUGCCAUACAGGCGUGCUCAGGCAGAUAAGCUCUUUUCCUGCCUGUAUGUCUGUGCUUGGCUGUAUGUGGACCUGAGCCUAAACCUGACAGUGACAGGAAGCUUGGGCUGCUUCAGCUUCCUUCUGUUUGCUUUUAGACAUGUUUCUUAGUUUUUAAACAAACGAAAUAUCCACUCUCUGAUAAUAAAGCCAUUUCAGGAGGUCUCGCAGAGUGCAUUUCAAAGUGAAAGCGGAAUUCCAUCAGACUUCAGAUCGAUCCUAAAUGCUGCUUUUUACAUUUCUAAGUGUCUUACAGUGGCAUGCAAUGCAGUUUUGGAGCUCCCUUGGAGAGAAUGUAUUUCAUGUAGCCUUCGUAACGGGCUUCUGCAUUCAGAGUACAUACGCACAAUGGGCAAAUGAGCUGGGGGGGUGGGGAAGUUUAUAAAGAAAGAAAAUGAAAACCAGAGUUAACUGAUGACUUUUUUUUAGCUGAAACCCCCAGAGCUGAACUGGGGGAGUGAUGGACAAUUUGUAUCAAGCAAAACAAUUUUGACUGUGCAGGUGAGAAGUUUUAGUGAAUUACAACAAUUGCAAGUAAGGCAUGAACACAAACUUUGGGUGGCAUAUAUGUUCCAAAGAUUUGAGCUGAAAAUCUCUAUUUUGCACAAGGAAAACAUCUGUUGAUGUGUUUCCUCAAACAGGCACUUUAUAGAACUGCUAUAUGGUUGGUUUUAAACUGAGAUGCUUUCUUUUCUCUGCAUCCGAAGGAAAGCUUUCUUUUUUUUGUGUUUUGUUUUCUUAAGUGGUGCUUCCUGCUCCAGCCAUCUUAGAGGGCAUAUAAAUGAUUGAAUGGCUUUCAAAUUUUAGUUAAGGGUUCUUUUGUUAAAAGCAUAGCAAUUAACAAAAUACAUGUAGAGUUCGGUAUCUUUCAUUUUAGGACAUCACUUGGUUCCUGCCAUGAUUGUCAGGUAGACAAGCUUUUGGUGACCAAAAGUUUUCCUGUUUGUUUUUAACCUGUCUUAUUUGUACGGCUCUGUACUGAAUUCAAGGUGCAGAAUCUUUAAUGUUUUUAAAAGCAUAUUUGCAAAGCAAUGAAUGUAUUUUAAUCUAGCCUGCACAAUUUCAUAUGCAGUUUUCCUGUAUGCUUGAAAUCAGUCUGAAAGCCCGGUGAUGUGCUUAUGGAUUUUCUGUUCAUGGUUUUCUUGUGCCCCUGUUUCAAACCUGACACGCAACACUCCUAAAGUGCACGUUUAAACAGAUGAGCGUACCUGCAAUGAGUGAGCAAGCUGUUCUGUAAGCUGAGCUUUGGGGAUGGAAGUAUCUCCAGUUUGCCUUGGAUUCCUCAUCAUCGCGCUCAUCUAGAACUGAACUCGGUGUUACUGUAUAUGACACCUUUCUUGUUCUAGAGAUCUCAAUGCACUGUUUAAAAUAAAACAAAAAACGUAUGUUCUUCAUCUUACUACCAGCAAUUAGUGGUACUGUUACUCAGUUCUGCAUUACUGAAUUUAACAAUGCUUUGCUUAUAGCUCUGAUGUCAAUUCCUUGAAAUCUGGCUGGGAGUCGGUUUGUUUGCCGUGUGUUCCCAUGAUACCCAGGAAUGGUCGGAUGAUGUUAGCCACGCACUGCCCAUCUUGUUUCAAGAUAAUUGUCUCCUCUUACCUUAGAAAUCCAUCCAAUGUCUGCACAAAGCUACCUGACAACAGCUAGCUGAAAUAAACCUUGUUUAUAUUGCAUGACUUCUUGAAAUAAACAGCACUGCAUGACAAAAAUUAAUUAUGGGAGUUAUGUUCUUUUAAAACUAUAUACAAUAUGAGUUUAAGUGGGGCUUUUAAAGUGUAGUAUUUAUUUUUCAGUGCUAGAAUGUUAGUCUUUUAAAAAUGUCUUGCAUUUUUAUAAUGAUUUCAAAGAACUGGAGCUGUAUACCUCUGUGUUCUCUGCAUUAUUUAUUUGAACCCUUUGUUACUGACUUCAGAGAUUUUUGAGUGCAUUGAAAGGCCGAUGUCUGUUUCUAUUCAUUUUGGCAGUAUAGUUCAUUUGAACACUGAAGUAAGAAUAUUUUUUUUUGUGUUCUAUCAAAAACUCAGAAGAGAAUCAAUAGUCUGGUUUAAAAAAAAAAAGUUUAAUGAACUGCAGAAACAUUUUGUGAUAAAAAUAAUGAUUAUUACAAAAAUAAAUGCUUGGACUUUA
Molecule: messenger RNA, 4340 nt
Organism: Numida meleagris (helmeted guineafowl)
Lineage: Eukaryota; Metazoa; Chordata; Aves; Galliformes; Numididae
Gene: NT5DC3
Product: 5'-nucleotidase domain containing 3
Exons: 14
Coding region: 4-1647 (547 amino acids)
Molecular function (GO): 5'-nucleotidase activity
Source: RefSeq, a predicted model, not a curated record